AUGCGCCAGAAAAACCGCAAGGAAGUUCCUAGACCGAUCUCAUCUGACGGUCGACGAGAACUAGGAAUGUUAGAAUUAUUUUGCGCUGGAUGUCGGAAAUGGUUUCACGGAAGGUGUCUCAGGGAUUUGAAAGAUCUCAUUUUUGCUGUACUUUAUUGUUGUCUCAGGUUCAAUUAUGGUUUGCCUUUUAUGGUGUGUUACGUCUUCAACUGUAGUGAAUGCAGCUCUACAAAGAAGGAGUCGUGGACUGCUAAACAAGCAAAUUUUGCGCACAUGUGCGUCACUGUUCUCGCAAACCUUACAUUUGGAGAACUCCAAAGAAGGGCUGGUACUGGAAAUGUGCCGAAUGAUCCACUGAGUGCUCCAAUCUACUUCAAUUUUGAGAAAGAGAUUAUUCCAUUUUUCAACUCACAAUGGGAAAAUUUAACAUCCAUGACACGAAGGGUGAAGAACACUUGGCAUCAAACAUUAUUGAAAACACUAGCUAAGGAAAAUGAGCUGUUUGAGUCAAGUGAAGACGGUCAGUCGUUUGCAUUGAAGGAAAGAGAUCUUUUGGCUAUUGGUCCUGUUCACGAAGCUUUAAAGCAGAUUGGUCGGAAUAAACCGUCAUCAACUUCAUCAACUCGGGACUUGCGUGAGAGCGUUGAAAACAGCGAUGAUCCAUUUGAAGGCCCUAAAACUCGCGGUUCAUCAAAAAGGCGUAACAUUGAUGGGGGAGUAACUGUAUCAAAAAAAUCGAAAAACUGUCAAGACUUGUUCACUUCAAAGGCUUCGAAGAUGAGUACUAUAGAGUUUCCGUUUAAUCGUGAUGGCUAUCGAUAUUAUUUAGUUACUAAGGAUGAAAGUGCUCCUUUCAAGGAGGUUGCUGAUGAACAGUCCUACACGGGAAAGCCUAUUCCUGCGCAUACGUAUAGGAUAGUGACACAUCCUUACGUUACACUUUCGCCGAAUGACAGGGCUCAUGAACUAAAACUGUCUGAUGACAGGUUGACUGUGACCGGAUUUGAGGGCUACCGUGUGGCUCGAGCCACGCAUUCUGUCUCACAUGGAAGUUGGCAUUACGAAGUAACUUUUGUGUCUCAACCUGAGGACUCUCAUAUUAGGAUAGGAUGGAGCCAGGCUUUAUCACCAGUCCAGGCUUGUGCUGGAUAUACGCAAUUCUCGUAUGCAUGGAGAAGUUUACAUGGUACACGUUUUCAUGAAGGGAAGGGGAAGCGGUAUCAUGUCACUGGAUUUAAAGAGGGUGAUGUACUUGGUUGCUUGAUAUCAUUCCCUUUGACUCCAGCCGAUAAGAAUUUCAAUUUUUCUGAUUGUUCGGCUCUCCCUUCGUCUUCGUCUUAUUUGCCUUGUUCUCACAAAGACCUCCCGUUAAUCCAUUACAAACACAAUUACUUUUACGAAGAAAAAGAUGAUGCUAGAGAAGCUGCCAAGAACUUAAUGCCUUUACCAGGCAGUUAUAUUGAGUUCUUCAAAAAUGGUGUAAGUUGCGGUGUCGCAUUUCGUGAUGUCUAUGCCGGGUUUUAUUUUCCUGCUAUUUCUUUAUAUCAUAAUGCAACUGUUCGAUGUAAUUUUGGCCCUCGCUUGAAGUACCCUGUGCCCGGUGCAAAGCCUAUGAGCGACUGUGUUCUGGAACAGGAAAUUGAAAGGGUUGUUUCUGACUUGUUGUACCACGUUGACAAUGAAGAAAAAAUCAUUGAGGAAGUAAAUAGUUACAGGGCUUUGUCGUGA
Messenger RNA from Enterobius vermicularis (human pinworm), 1728 nucleotides. NCBI's taxonomy places the organism in Eukaryota, Metazoa, Nematoda, Chromadorea, Rhabditida, Oxyuridae. The record is from the annotation of a GenBank genome assembly.